AUGGACCUGCGGUCUGAGCUGCUCAAGUCCAUUUGGUACGGUUUCACAGCCCUGGAUUUGGAGAAGAGUGGCAAGGUGUCCAAGUCUCAGCUGAAGGUGCUGUCCCACAACCUGUGCACAGUCUUGAGUAUCCCACACGAUCCAGUAGCUUUGGAGGAGCACUUCAGGGAUGACGAUGAUGGUCCAGUUUCUAGUCAGGGUUACAUGCCUUACCUCAACAAAUACAUCCUGGACAAGGUCAUUGAGGGCUCUUUUAAUAAGGAAAACGUAGAUGAGCUCUGUUGGACACUUACGGCAAAAAAGAACUACCAGACGGACAAAACCAGUAGCACUGUUCUGCCAGAGAAGGAUGCUUUUCGGCUCUGGUGCCUUUUUAAUUUUCUCUCUGAAGACAAGUACCCAUUGGUUAUGGUCCCUGACGAGGUGGAGUACCUGCUCAAGAAGAUAUGUAUGUCUAUGAGUAUUGAGUUCAACUGUGUUGAAUUAGACGACUUCUUCUCCCAAGACUCAGUGCAGCAGAGCGGCAUUACUGUUUGGGUUUUUCUGGAGAUGAUGAACUCGGGGAAGAUGACCAGAGGAAUUGAUAAGAGCAUAGUCAGCAUGACUAUAGAGGAAGUAUACAGGGAGAUAGUGGGUGAUGUCCUCAAAGAGGGUUAUCUGUGGAAGAAAGGCCAGCUGAGGAGAAACUGGAAGGAACGCUGGUUCACCUUAAGGCCGAGCAACUUGUCCUAUUACACUGGGGAGGACCGCCAAGACUGUCAGGGCAACAUAGUGCUGGAUGGGAACUGCUGUGUGGAGGUGCUACCAGACCGAGACGGGAAAAGGUGCAUGUUUUGUCUGAAAACCCUCUCCAAGACUUACGAGAUGAGCGCCUCAGACACCAAACAGAGGCAGGAGUGGACUACAGCCAUUCAAACCGCCAUCAGGCUGCACGUGGAGGGGAAAACAUCCCUCCACAAAGACCUGAAGCUGAAGCGCCGUGAACAGCGGGAGCAGCGGGAGAAGAGACAACACUCCAAGGAGGAGGAACUGCAGAGGUUGCGGGCCUUGCAGGAGGAACGGGAACGUAAACUGGCAGAGCUGGAUCGCCUGAAAGAGGCGCAAAAGCAGGCUCAGGUCCUCCUGGAGCAGGACGAGCAGAGGAGGCGACAGCAGCACGAACAGCUCCAGCGGGCCUUGGAGGUCCAGCUGCGAGAGGCUGAGGAGGCUCGGGUUAGUAUGCAGGCAGAGAUGGUUCUGAAAGAGGAGGAGGCAGAGAGGCAGAGGAAGCGGAUCAAGGAGCUGGAGGAGAUGCAGAAGCGUUUGGAAGAGGCGCUGCAGCAGGAGAUCAAAGCCAGGCUGGACGACGAGGCCUUCCGCUAUGCUCAAGCAGGGUUACUGGCCGAGGAGGAGGAGAAAAUGAAGGCCCUGAUGUCCCUGCAGGAGGAACAGGAGGAGUACAUCCUGAAGACACAGAGGGAGAAGCAGGAGCUCAAACAGGAAAUGGAGGUCAAGUCACGAUCCCUGGACGAGGCUCAGAGGCAGCUGGAGGAGGUCCGCGCCAACAGGCACAGGGUUGACCAGGAUGUGGUGGCUUCCCAGCGGAAGCUUCGCCUGGCGAGCACCAACGUCAAACACUGGAACGUCCAGAUGAACCGACUGAUGCGGCCAAUCGGACCGGGCGAGAAGAGACCGUCGCUAGGAAGCGCCUACUCAAGCUUCCAGAUCCCGACCCAGAGAGAUCCCGGGCUGCGCCUCAGAGGGAGAUCAGGAUCAGAGGAUCAGGACGAGAAGAGCAAAGAAAAUGUUGACAACGGUGCUGGAAGUGAUUUAGAAAAACGCCACUCCCAUGCCUCUAACGGAAACAUGGACAUCCCCUAGAAACACAAGUCAGAUACUUCUGUCACUUUCUGAAUGAAAGGGCAAGAGAUGAAAACAAUGGAACGCCUACAAUUAAAACUGACUUUACUACCAAUAGUACUACCAUUUCUAUUAAAUGUUGAAUUACUGACCUCGCUCGACAAACCGAAAUAGUUAAAAACAUUUUAAUGAGAAGAAGAAUUUGCAGAUUCAAGUAAUGCUUUGACUGCAGCCGGUGUGAGGCCUGCACACCAACAGCACCUCAGUGCAGAGAAGAUGAGCUGUAAGCCAGAUCCUGGAAGUGAGUUGAGAUGAAGGCUGAUACUUUCACACAAUGCAAGGAAGCUCGUUUUUUUUAGCUCUGUAAUAUAGAUACAUAACAAUGUUUCAUUUUUACAUGUGUAUUUUUUUGGGUGGCUUGGUUCAGUCUUAGAGUUUACAGCAGUUUCAUGUGAAGAGGAAAGAGAGAGAGAAUCUCUCAUUGAACUUCCUGUUUCUUUCGUCAGUUAACAUAAUUGUAAAUAAAAAAGUGAAUUGAUGCCGUAACCUGA
This is a messenger RNA of Pseudoliparis swirei, 2390 nucleotides long. Its product is annotated as differentially expressed in FDCP 6 homolog. Lineage: Eukaryota; Metazoa; Chordata; Actinopteri; Perciformes; Liparidae. The coding region runs from base 1 to 1860 and encodes 619 amino acids. Gene Ontology annotation, cellular component: nucleus; cytoplasm. The transcript is spliced from 11 exons. The record is from RefSeq and is a predicted model, not a curated record.